AUGUUGGCAUCGGCUCUAGAGUUUAGAGAUGUACUUUCAAGAUAUGGGGACAUUGAUCCGAGGUUUCACUAUGUCUCAAGUGAGUAUGAGUGGAUGAAAGUUGAAGAAAUUUGUAAAUUUUUAGGUAUUUUUUAUGAGAUUACUAAUAUCAUUUCUGGAUCCGAUUACCCAACUACUAACCUUUUUCUUGUAGAGUUGUAUAGGAUUAAGAAGCUGUUAAAUGAAAAAGCUCUUGAUUUUUCUGAUCAUAUUAGAUCUAUGGCUAAAAGUAUGGCACAAAAAUUUGACAAGUAUUGGGGGGUGAGCAAUGUUUUGAUGUCUUUGGGUGCUAUUCUUGAUUCGAGGUAUAACAUGGUCCUUGUUAAUCAUACUAUUCUAGUUAUUUAUGGCGUGGAUGCAACCCCUAGGUAUAUUGAUGAGAUUAGACGCAUUCUUUAUGAACUCUAUAAUGAAUAUGUGGAUGCUCAUCUCAUGAUGAUUGUUAGUGAAAUUGACAAGGCUCUACCUGAAAAAUCAGAUUUAUAUGUCUGUUUGGAAGAGGGCAGUUAUGUUUGUGAUGCAAACGUAAAUCUUGAUGUCUUGGGUUGGUGGAAAGGGGAAAGGUGGAGGUUUCCUAUAUUGUCAAGGAUGGCAAGUGAUGUACUCACUAUUCCAGUUACAACCGUGGCCUUCGAAUCUACUUUCAAUGUUGGUGGUAGAAUAAUCGAUAAUUGGCGUGCUUCUAUGUCGGUUGAAACGGUGAAAAUGCUACUUUGUGGCAAUGAUUGGAUCCGCAAUCUUCAUAGGUUAAAAAACAAGUCUCAUGAACCACUUGAUGUUCCCGAAUCAUCUACAAUUGACGAAAUUGAUCUUCCAAACAUCUAA
Messenger RNA from Coffea arabica (coffee), 864 nucleotides. NCBI's taxonomy places the organism in Eukaryota, Viridiplantae, Streptophyta, Magnoliopsida, Gentianales, Rubiaceae. The record is from RefSeq and is a predicted model, not a curated record.